AUGAAGCCCGCUACGAAACUUAUGGGGCAGCCCAUCGGAGCGUGUGAUGUCACGGGGUUUGUCCGCAAAGGUGGAUUUGGUGAAACAAAACCAGAAAUCAAGACCCCUCUCAGCACAAUGAAAGCCACAUCCCCGAGUCCGUGCAGCGGGAAAGAGCCAUUUACAUGGACAACAACGAGGCUGGAGUGCAUUGGUCCCCCUCGGGAGAAAAGAGCCACUCGCAGUCCUAAGUUGGCCCUCAGUGCUACACAGAUCCGUGGUUUUCUUUGGCCCUGGACGGGCUCAUCCCGGUUUCAACCCUGGCUAUUUGUGAAGCACCUAAGCCCAUCCCUGCUCGAGGCAUCGUUCAUCCGUGGCAAAUUUCCCCCUAUGGCUGAGGAGCCUCUGGCCCUUCGCAGUGAUUCAAAUGCCCGCGCUUAUGUCGUCACUCUGUCCGGACGAUCUGGCUGUUAUCAACACAACGCGGCGCAUCUAGCUCAACAAUCUCUUCAAGUAUCCAGGCCAGGUCUAGCGCCGUUAUCACUGAAGCAAGACCCAGUUUCGCCUUCGCAGACUACUGCUUCGCUUUCAAGCAAUUAUCUUCCCGGCAUCUUGCACUCCCACGACUCGUACGGGCCGCCAGUCCAAGAAGCGCCCUUUUAUACCUAUACAGCCGCAACUGCCCCCGCGCAGUACUCUUCUAGUGGUUGUAUUCCACGCGUGCCGGAGCGUCUUACAUGGGGCUGGCUGACGCCUGAAUACUACGGACUGCCGGCUGAUCUGUGA
This is a messenger RNA of Penicillium odoratum, 765 nucleotides long. RefSeq lists its product as uncharacterized. The transcript is spliced from 3 exons. The record is from RefSeq and is a predicted model, not a curated record. NCBI's taxonomy places the organism in Eukaryota, Fungi, Ascomycota, Eurotiomycetes, Eurotiales, Aspergillaceae. Bases 1 to 765 code for a protein of 254 amino acids.